AAUCCAAAUAUCAAAUUUGUACAGUCAAAAACCAUUUCUAACAAACCCCAAAACUCACAAACAAAAAAAUCACAGUUCAUUCAUUCAUUCAAAGAAAGAAAAGAAAGAAAAUGGCAGCCAGUAGCAUGAUGAUGAUGAAUGGCACUUCUCUUCCCCAGUUUAAUGGCGGACUCAACCCCAUGGCUUACCCUAUGAGGAAGAAGACGAGUUUGGUGGCUGCUGGAAAACGAAUGAACCACCGCAGGGGACACGGCGCACUGGGAGUUCGUUGCGAAUUCAUCGGCUCACCCACCAAUCUGAUAAUGGUGACAUCGACGAGCCUAAUGCUAUUCGCGGGGAGGUUCGGAUUGGCCCCGUCAGCGAACCGGAGGGCAAAUGCGAGCCUGAGGCUCGAGAGGUGGGACUCGGGGCUCCAGACCGGCGACCCUGCCGGGUUCACGCUGGCUGAUACCUUAGCUUGUGGCUCUCUUGGCCACAUUAUUGGGGUUGGAGUUGUUCUUGGCCUCAAGAACAUGGGCGCCAUAUGAUUCCAAUACAUUUCUCUCUAUCUGUUUUUUUUCUUUUGUUUUGUCUAUAUUUUUUUUUUUGAAUUGUUAUUUAUGGAAGGAGAAAAGAUACUAUUAUAUGCAUCUUUCCUUAACAAUGCCAUUCGAAAUGCUCCUUUUCAUAUUGGCAUGUUUGAGUCUUUGAGAUAUACUCUGUUUUUUGAACUAUUUAUUUGAAUAACUAUAUUGAAAAUAAAUACACUUAUUUAUUGUACACAAACAAUAAUGAAUACUCUCUCUGUCU
Molecule: messenger RNA, 789 nt
Organism: Cuscuta campestris
Lineage: Eukaryota; Viridiplantae; Streptophyta; Magnoliopsida; Solanales; Convolvulaceae
Source: the annotation of a GenBank genome assembly